AUGGAGACUGAUCACCAAACCCUAGAAACUACUUCAGACCAGGUGGUCUGCACAUCAGAUGACCAAGGUCCAAGCCAAGCUAGGUCCUAUGAGUGCACCUUUUGCAAGAGAGGUUUCUCCACUGCACAAGCACUAGGUGGCCAUAUGAAUAUCCACAGAAAAGACAAAGCCAAGCUCAAGAAAGCUUCCAAUGAAGCUCAACAGUACUCUUUGGACAUCACAAAGCCGGCAUCCUUGUUUUCUCCAAUUCCUACAAACGCAAAAGACCCAUUGCAAGCUAUGUACAGUGAAGAAAGAAGCAAAAUUGCGUGGCCCAAUUGGAUAGUUUCUGGAGAAGAUACCACUAUCAGGGCUCAAACCCGUGUAGGGGAACCCCAGAAACUAACCUUUUUGGGGGAAACGCCAUCAAAUACUAGGGAUCGUAUGCUGACCAGUCAAGAUAUGAUCAGUACUGUUAACGCUGGAAAGGGUUUGUCAUCUGGCCAAGGAUCAUCAGGUGCUGAGUUAGAUCUUGAGCUCAGACUGGGGCCUGAGCCACAUGGACCAUCAAAGGCAACGGGUACCAAAAAGUUCUUCUAA
Messenger RNA from Vitis vinifera (wine grape), 579 nucleotides. Its product is annotated as transcriptional regulator TAC1. Lineage: Eukaryota; Viridiplantae; Streptophyta; Magnoliopsida; Vitales; Vitaceae. Bases 1 to 579 code for a protein of 192 amino acids. The record is from RefSeq and is a predicted model, not a curated record. The transcript has a single exon.